Messenger RNA from Neolamprologus brichardi, 3100 nucleotides. RefSeq names its product NME/NM23 family member 9 (gene nme9). The record is from RefSeq and is a predicted model, not a curated record. Gene Ontology annotation, biological process: CTP biosynthetic process; GTP biosynthetic process; UTP biosynthetic process. Gene Ontology annotation, molecular function: nucleoside diphosphate kinase activity. Lineage: Eukaryota; Metazoa; Chordata; Actinopteri; Cichliformes; Cichlidae.
AAACAAGCGCUAGCACCAUUUCGGCGUGUUAGCAUUUUAGCUAAUUAAACUUUAUCCUUUUCUUUUUAGCAUAUUACUCUGCGCUCAGUAGUUUUAUAUUUUUAGUUUAAAUAUAUCGUUUAAGUUGACCUACGAGUCAAAUGGCAGGAAAGAAAAAGGAGGCAACGCUGCAGGCUUCCGUCACAAACCAAGAGCAGUGGGAAGAGAUGCUUGCAACCAAAGGUUUAACAGUCGUAGAUGUGUAUCAGCAAUGGUGUGGUCCCUGUCGUGCUGUGGUUAGUCUCCUGCGAAAAAUAAAGAAUGAACUGGGUGAUGACUUGCUUCAUUUUGCCACAGCUGAAGCAGACAGCAUUGAUGUUUUGGAGAGGUAUCGAGGGAAAUGUGAACCCACCUUCCUCUUCUAUGGGGGUGGGGAGCUGGUGGCUGUACUGCGUGGGGCAAAUGCUCCCAUGCUUCAGAGGAUGAUUGUGGAGGAGCUAGCCAAAGAGAAGCUGGUCCUGGAGCAAGGUGUUGAACGGAAAGUGGUGAAAGACAAUGGUUUGACAGAUGAGGAGAACAAAGAAGAGGAGGAGUUGCCACAGCAUUUAGAAAAUGAAGAAAGUGUAAUUGUCCCUGCCAGUAAAUCCUACACAGUUGCCAUCAUUAAACCAGACGCCGUUGCUCACGGCAAGGCAAAUGAGAUUAUUAUGAAGAUUCAGGAUGCUGGCUUUGAGAUCCUGGCGCAUGAGGAACGCACGCUAACGGAGGCUGAAGCUCGAGAUUUUUACCAACACAAAGCAGCAGAGGCGUGCUUUGAGGAUUUGGUGCAGUUUAUGUCCAGUGGUCCCUUCCAUAUUCUAGUACUCUCUCAGGUAGAGGGAUCUGCAGCAGUUGUACCGGCAUGGCGUGAGUUUAUUGGCCCAGCAGACAUAGAAGAAGCCAAGAGAGAAAAUCCAGAAAGCUUGCGGGCACAAUACGGCACAGAGACACUGUUCAACGCAGUGCACGGUAGUGAGGACAGCGACCAGGCCAGCAGGGAGCUCGCCUUCUUCUUCCCCAACUUUCGGACGGCCUCAGUAAUGGAGCAGGAUGGGGAGGAAGAGCAUGUGGAGAGGACACUGGCUCUCAUCCGCCCCGACGUUGCCAGGGAGAACAGAGAAGAGAUUUUAGAUCACAUCCACAAGUCUGGCUUUAUAAUAGCACUUCAAAAAGAGGUGAUGCUGUCAGAGGAGCAGGUCAGACAGUUUUACGGUCAACGUGUUGAGGAGGACUACUUCCCUGCACUGCUCCAAACCAUGACCAGUGGGCCGGUGCUGGCUUUGGCUCUUGCCAGAAAAGGGGCUGUAAGUCAUUGGAAAACCAUCCUCGGUCCUUCUGACAUCAAUAAAGCCAAAGAGGAGAGUCCAGACUGUCUAAGGGCCCAGUUUGCAGUGGAAAAUAAGCCUAUCAACCAGCUCCACGGCAGUGGAAGCCACGAAGAGGCAGAGCAAGAGAUCAGCUUCUUCUUCCCUAAACAACAGACUCUGGCAGUGAUCAAGCCAGAUGCAAUGGAGGAACACAGAGAGGCUAUUUUGGAGGAGAUUCGUGGCCGAGGUUUCUCUGUAACAAGGCUAAAGGAGACCGUGCUGUCAAGGGAGAUGGCUGAGGAGUUUUACAAAGAGCACAGAGAGAAGCCUUUCUUUAACCAGCUGGUGGAGUUUAUGUGUUGGGCGCCCUGUAUGAUGCUUGUCCUCACUAAGGAAAAUGCGGUGGAGGAGUGGAGGGCCAUGAUGGGUCCCACAGACCCGAACAAGGCAAAGGAAGCGUCCCCAGAGUCUCUGAGGGCUCGCUUUGCUGCUGACAUCCUCCAUAACUCAGUUCAUGGUUCUUCCAACGAGCAGCACGCGGAGGAAAAGAUCCGUUUUAUCUUCGGUGACAUCAGCACAGAUGCGGAGCUCACCAGUGACGAUCCCAUUUCAGAUGACCUACAAACAGGAGGAAGCAUCGAUCCAGAGCUCUCAAACUGAAUCAUCACACCUUGUGUUUUCUCUUCUAUUAUAAGCUUAAUGUGUAAAAUCGUGGGAACAACAGAGCGCCUGUCAUUCUAUGAAUCAUGAAAUAAACACGACAAAUAUAUAUCAGACUUUUUACACCUUUUGUAGGUGGCGUAUCAAGACGGCACAUUCAAGAAACACUGUAGACGUGGAGUCGUGUUCGCUUAAUACCGCCGUCGACAGUUUGAUGGCUCUCUCAGCUCACAUCAGCAGCCGCGGGCUACGUGACUAAAACCAGGAUAGUACAAUCACCAAAAAGCGACUGACAAUUUCAGUGUUCACAGAAUCCUUUAGUGAGUACACUGUGCCACUAUCAGUACCUUAGGUUGUCUCCUGUAAUUUACUACCACAGUGCUGUGAUAAUAUUAACAAUAUGAAGGUAGUAUAAAGAGUGUUACUCCUGUUUAUGCAAGGGGUGAGUACAGGGGACCGUAACAGAGCAAUUAGGCUCAAGUUUUUUCCUUUUACCGUAAUUAUUGCGGGAUAUUGCUUUAGCAAUAGGACAUAAAUUACACACUGAAGCUACCUUAAUGAGGUGCAUGAAUAAAGAAAAUAUCUAACAGCUCUAAAAAGCUACAUAAUUGUUAGUAUUAGGUAUUCCUUUCAGAUCAUUUGAAAAAGGAUUUCAGAAUUCAACCACCUGGCAACCUCCAGGACUGAAAAAUGAAGGCAACAUGGAAAAGGAAAAAAAACUGCAGUUCCUUUUGAGGCUUGUCCUCCCUCUUAAGAGUGGCUCCAAAAGUAAAUCAAUCCCCAUAGCCUCUCAUGUUAAAAUUGCUGAUUUCAGCCAAUUAAAUAACAUGCUUUCAUCCUGGUAUGAAAAAUUGGUGUCUGGUGGCCUGUCCUGGGUGUACACCUCCACUCACCAUAUGACAACCUGGAUAGGCUUCAGCCCACCCACAACCCUGAGUAGGAUGAUCUGUUAAGAAAAUGAAUAAAGAACUAAUGUCCCUGUUCAUAGUAAAUGCACAAGGGCAGUGAGAAACUAAGGUUAAACUCACCCAUUUAGGGACUGUUAAAGCUUAAAAUUAGGGGCAUGGCUACUUUUACUAACAGACAGGCCAACAUAUGCUGCUUCCAGUUUGUAG